Molecule: messenger RNA, 1410 nt
Organism: Torulaspora globosa
Lineage: Eukaryota; Fungi; Ascomycota; Saccharomycetes; Saccharomycetales; Saccharomycetaceae
Gene: VPS4
Product: AAA family ATPase VPS4
Exons: 1
Coding region: 1-1410 (469 amino acids)
Biological process (GO): endosomal transport; vacuole organization
Molecular function (GO): ATP hydrolysis activity; ATP binding
Source: RefSeq, a predicted model, not a curated record
AUGCUAAGUAUAACCACGCUAGUUAAAGAACUUUUAGCUUCGAUCCAGCCCUACCCUCCUAAAGGUUGCUCUGAGUCCAGUCCCAUCAACGGUUGUCCAGCUGAGCUGCAGGGCUUCAUGAGUACCGGAGACUUCCUGACGAAAGGCAUUGAGCUGAUUCAAAAGGCCAUUGAUUUGGACACGGCGACGCAGUAUGAAGACGCAUACACUGCUUACUACAAUGGUUUGGAUUAUUUGAUGCUGGCAUUGAAGUAUGAGAAGAACCCCAAGUCGAAGGAGCUGAUUAGGACUAAGUUUACUGAGUAUCUGAAUCGGGCAGAACAAUUGAAGCAACACUUGGAUGCUGAGGAGGAGAAUAAGAAGAGCAAGAUAGACUCUCGAGGAAACAACGGCAAUGCAAGGAAGAUAUCUGACGAUGAUAAUUCGGAUGACAGCAAGAAACUGCGAGGGGCACUGUCAGGGGCAAUUCUAACGGAGAAGCCCAACGUUAGGUGGGAAGAUAUAGCGGGAUUAGAAGGAGCAAAGGAUGCUUUGAAGGAAGCCGUGAUACUGCCGGUCAAGUUUCCACAUCUGUUUAAAGGAAACCGUAAGCCUACCGCGGGGAUCUUGCUCUAUGGCCCUCCUGGAACAGGUAAAUCUUACUUAGCGAAGGCUGUUGCCACCGAGGCCAAUUCUACCUUCUUUAGCAUCAGUUCAAGUGACUUGGUCUCGAAGUGGAUGGGUGAAUCGGAAAGACUAGUCAAGCAACUGUUUGCAAUGGCGCGUGAGAAUAAACCAUCCAUCAUCUUUAUCGAUGAGGUUGAUGCAUUGACUGGCCAAAGAGGUGAAGGGGAGAGUGAAGCGAGUAGAAGAAUCAAGACAGAAUUGCUGGUCCAGAUGAACGGUGUGGGCACGGACUCAGAAGGUGUACUUGUGUUGGGCGCCACGAAUAUUCCAUGGCAACUGGAUAGCGCUAUCAGAAGAAGAUUCGAAAAGAGAAUAUAUAUUCCCCUUCCAGAUCUGGCUGCAAGGACUAAAAUGUUUGAAAUUAACGUUGGCGAAACGCCUUGUUCCCUCAACAAGGAAGAUUUUAGAACUUUAGGCCAAAUGACUGAGGGCUAUUCCGGUAGUGAUAUCGCAGUGGCAGUUAAGGAUGCGCUUAUGCAGCCAAUUCGCAAAAUCCAAAUGGCUACCCAUUUCAAAGAUGUCUCUGAUGAUCCCCAUCACAGGAGACUGACACCCUGCUCGCCUGGUGAUGAAGGUGGUUUCGAGAUAAGCUGGACCGAUAUAGGAGCAGACGAACUGCAGGAGCCAGAGCUGACCAUAAAGGAUUUCCUGAAGGCUAUCAAGACCACAAGGCCGACCGUUAACGAUGAAGAUUUACGCAAGCAACAGCAAUUCACAAACGAUUUUGGGCAAGAGGGCAACUAG